Lampris incognitus (smalleye Pacific opah) is the source of this 1425-nucleotide messenger RNA. Its product is annotated as ammonium transporter Rh type B-like. Lineage: Eukaryota; Metazoa; Chordata; Actinopteri; Lampriformes; Lampridae. The transcript has a single exon. Gene Ontology annotation, biological process: ammonium homeostasis; ammonium transmembrane transport. Gene Ontology annotation, cellular component: plasma membrane. The coding region runs from base 1 to 1425 and encodes 474 amino acids. Gene Ontology annotation, molecular function: ammonium channel activity. The record is from RefSeq and is a predicted model, not a curated record.
AUGAAAAAAUCAUCUGGUUUGAAAGUGGGCCUGCCAGUGCUAGUGCUAGUGUUUGAGGUGGUGCUGCUGGCUCUCUACGCCAUUUUUGUCACGUAUGACGACAACGCAAAUGCUAAACUGCAAAACAAUAACACCAACCCCAUGGAAAACACCAUGUAUCGCGACUACCCCUACUUUGCUGAUGUGCAGGUCAUGAUCUUCAUCGGCUUUGGCUGCCUACUGGCUUUCCUCAGGUUCUACGGCUUCAGUGGGAUGGUCUUCAACUUUCUCACUGCCACCUUUGCCAUCCAGUGGGCAAUUCUAGUGCAAGGCUACUUCCAGUUUUACCACGAUGGCAAAAUUCACCUGGGGGUCAUCAACCUGCUCAACGCCGAGUUUGCCUGUGCCGUGGUGCUCAUCUCCUUUGGAGCCGUGCUUGGGAAGACAAGUCCCGUGCAGCUCCUGGUCAUGGCUUUCCUGGAGAUCCCCAUCUUUGCUGCGACAGAGUGGGCCGUGUUGAAGUACAUAAGGAUCAAUGAUGCAGGGGGGUCCAUUGUCAUCCACCUGUUUGCCUGCUACUUUGGCCUGGGGGUGACGUUCAUGUUGUACCGCCCCAGUCUGAAUAAGGGACACAUGAAAGAGAUCACCAGUUAUCAGUCAGACAUCCUCUCUGUGAUGGGAACAUUAUACCUCUGGGUGUUCUGGCCUUCCUUCAACUCUGCUCUUACCUUCAAAGGGGAUGACCAGCACAGGGCAGUACUCCACACCUUCAUUGGUCUUAGCUCAUCCACCAUGACUGCCUUUGCGCUCUCGGUGGUGUUCAACAAGAGGGGCAAGCUUACCAUGGCUGACAUCCAGAACGUGACGCUGGCCGGUGGCGUGACAGUCGGCGCCUCCGUGGACAUGAUGAUCUACCCGGCAACCGCAUACGCCCUGGGUGUCAUGGGCUGCACCGCCUGUUUCUUUGGAUACCGGUACCUGACGCCGUACCUGGCAAGACACCUGAAGAUCCAAGACCAGUGUGGCAUUCACAAUCUCCACGGGCUCACUGGACUGAUAUCAUGCGUGGCAGGCAUCUGCGCCAUCCUCUUGGCCACCGAAGAGACCUAUGGACCCAGCAUGUACCAAAUCUUUUCUCACCGUGCUCCCCCUGAAGGAGACCCAAAGCUUCUUGAGCUGCAGCAGCUGAUUCCCGGGCUGAAGCCAGGUCUGGGACGGAGUGCCCAGGAGCAAGCCUUUUUCCAAGUGGCGGCUAUCUUGACCACCAUCGUAGUAGCUGGGGUCGGCGGGUUGCUGACCGGCUUUUGCUUAAAGCUGCCCUUCCUUGCUUCCCCGUCUGAUGAGGACUGCUUUGAUGAUGAAUGCUUCUUUGAUAUGCCCUCUGACUUUCACAGCUCAGCAGGGCUCAAGAUCCCCACUGGAUCUGAGGAUAUAACAAAGGUCUGA